Lathyrus oleraceus (garden pea) is the source of this 1530-nucleotide messenger RNA. RefSeq lists its product as uncharacterized. The coding region runs from base 78 to 1112 and encodes 344 amino acids. The transcript is spliced from 11 exons. The record is from RefSeq and is a predicted model, not a curated record. Lineage: Eukaryota; Viridiplantae; Streptophyta; Magnoliopsida; Fabales; Fabaceae.
UUAAAAGAUGAAAAAACAACCAAAUAGGAACUAAGACCCCCCGAAACCCUCCAACUCCAACUCUGCCCGGUAUAACCAUGGGGAAGAAGAAGCAGCGGCUGACAACAGACGCAGACGCCGCACCGGAGCUAGACCCAAUCACCGGAAACAAUGACGAAUCUCACAGUAAGAAGAAGCUCAAGAAGCAGAAGAAGAACAAAACAAACGAGAUACCCACUGUCAGCAUAGCCGUUCCUGCUUCCAUCAUUGACAACGUUCCAACCCUAGAACUCGCCACUCGGUUGGCUAGUCAAAUCGCUCGUGCCGCGACUAUUUUUCGAAUCAAAGAGGUGGUUGUGUUUGAUAAUAGAAGUAAUACAGAUAAAGGUUAUACCGUGACGGAGAAUUCAGAUGAUGAAAGUAGUUCGGCUUUUCUCAUGCGAAUUUUGCAGUAUCUUGAAACACCUCAGUAUCUGAGGAAGGCUCUCUUCCCAAUGCAUAACAGCUUAAGAUUUGUGGGAAUGCUGCCACCCCUUGAUGCUCCACACCAUUUGCGCAAACACGAAUGGGGUCCAUAUCGAGAAGGUGUCACAAUAAAAGGACAUUCAAACUCUGGCACAACACUAGUUGAUGUUGGCUUAUUUAAGCAUGUUGCAGUUGACCAAAUACUUGAACCAGGAAGAAGAGUUACCGUGGCCAUGGGUGCCAACCGCAAUUUGGAUUCUGAUUUACCACGCGAGGUUGUCUCAUCAUCCAAGCCCAGGGAAGAAGGAGCAUAUUGGGGAUAUCAAGUGCGUUAUGCUCACAAUAUUAGCGCAGUAUUUAAUGAAUGUACAUACAAGGGUGGCUAUGAUUGUAUAAUUGGUACCUCUGAGCAUGGUCAGAUUAUCAAGUCAUCUGAACUUGAAUUACCUUCCUUCAGACAUUUAUUGAUUUCCUUUGGUGGAUUGGCUGGGUUAGAAGAGAGUAUUGAGGAAGAUGAUAACUAUAAGGGAAAAAAUGCAAAGGAAGUAUUCAGUUUAUAUUUAAACACGUGUCCAAAUCAGGGGAGCCGAACAAUUCGAACAGAAGAGGCUAUUCUUAUAUCUCUUCAGUACUUCCAAGAACCAAUAAGCCGAGCAACGCUGCGUUGAGCAUUGUUGUAUUCUCAAAAUUUAUGUAGUUCAAUCAUUGAUUCUCCGAAUUAUGGCAGAAACAGAAACAGAAACACGGUCAAAUUUUCAAAACCAGAAUUAGAAAUUGGCCCUCUAACUUCAUCCUGGAUUGGCCAUGAUGUUAUGUUAUGGGAUUCUUCUUGAAGACUCUUAUGGAAGUUGCGGUCCUCGCACAUUGUAAGACUCGCAAACAGUGUUCCAUCUAUCUAUAUCUGUAUAUGAAAUAAUCAGAAAUAGAAUUGCUAGUCGUAAUUUUGUCUCACCAAAGAAGGCCUGAUGAAACUCUAGGUCUCUUUGGAUCAACUUGUUAGAGUUUAUUUAUAAGUACUUGUGAUUUUUGUUAUAAAGGUAACUUACAUAAACAUUUAUAAGAUAAGUAUAAUGUUUUAAGUGUUUA